Molecule: messenger RNA, 1941 nt
Organism: Daphnia pulicaria
Lineage: Eukaryota; Metazoa; Arthropoda; Branchiopoda; Diplostraca; Daphniidae
Product: peptidyl-prolyl cis-trans isomerase FKBP4-like
Exons: 8
Coding region: 225-1676 (483 amino acids)
Molecular function (GO): protein binding; peptidyl-prolyl cis-trans isomerase activity
Source: RefSeq, a predicted model, not a curated record
AGUUUUGCAGAACGUUCUCGGCUUUUAGCUGAUUCCAGAAAAUACCAUACGAUUCCUUCACGUUCAUCACGCGUGUUUAAAAUCAAACGUGCCGUCUCGUCUUCUCCAGCAGUGCGAAUCUAGACAUCAUUCAAUUCACCCUCUCGUUUUAAACACUGCAAUCUAUAUUUAACUUUCUUGUUGGCUCUCGCCGCGUAUGUUCCAGUACCUAGUCAGUCAACAUCAUGACAGCCAACGAACAAACCAGCAUGGAAGUUGAUCAACCCAUUGUUCAAGAUUCUUCGAAAACAGAGCCCUACACACCUGGCCCAUCAGCCGUUGAUCUCACUCCAGACAAGGAUGGUGGUGUUUUGAAGGAAAUCAAGCAGGCAGGCACUGGUGAUGAAACUCCUCCUCUGGGCAGCUCAGUCUAUGUUCACUACACAGGCACUUUGACGAAUGGCAACAAAUUUGAUUCCAGUCGGGACAGAGGAGAGAAAUUCAAAUUCAACCUCGGCAAAGGUAGUGUAAUUAAGGCAUGGGACCUUGGUGUUGCCACCAUGAAGCGUGGUGAGGUGGCAGUCUUGUAUUGUAAAGCCAAUUAUGCCUAUGGUGAAAACGGAAGUCCACCUAAAAUUCCCCCUAAUGCCACAUUAGUGUUUGAGGUUGAGUUGUUUGAUUGGAAGUUAGAAGAUCUCACCAAAGCAAGUGAUGGAGGGAUUUUAAGACAAACCUUGAAAGUUGGUGGUGGUUAUUCAAGUCCUAAUGAAGAGGCACUUGUCGAAGUUUCACUGGUUGGUCGACACGGGGACACGGUAUUUGAUCAACGUGAGUUAAGCUUCAACCUUGGAGAAGGUUUAGAGCACAACAUUCCCGACGGUGUUGAACAGGCUCUAUUGAAAUUCAAGAAGCAAGAGAGGAGCUUGCUUAAGUUGACACCUGCAUACGGUUUCGGCACUGCAGGUAACGAGCAACUUGGCGUUCCACCCAACGCUAACCUCGAAUACGAGGUUGAACUCAAGAGCUUUGAAAAGGCCAAAGAGAGUUGGAGCAUGGACGCCGAAGAGAAGCUGGAACAGGCUAAACUCUGCAAGGAAAAAGGAACCAAUCAUUUCAAAACUGCCAAAUACGCGCUGGCCAACAAACAGUACUCCAAGAUUGUCACCCUCCUCGAGUUUGAAAAAACUCUUAAAGACGAGAAAGCUACUGAGCGGGAACAGCUCAUGCUGGCAGCAUACCUCAAUCAGGCCAUGUGCUGUUUAAAGUUAAAUGAUUUCUGUGCAACUCGUGAUCAUUGCCACAAGGCGCUCGAGAUGGACCCGAAAAAUGAAAAGGGUUUAUUCCGCAUGGGCCAGGCACUUUUGGGCAUCCACGAGCCGGAGGAAGCCAAGAAACAUUUCGAGGCGAUUCUCCAAUUUGAUUCGAACAACAAGGCGGCCGCCAAUCAAGUGGUGAUCUGCAACGCCAAGAUUCGCGAGCAACGCGAAAAGGACAAGAAAUUGUACUCCAGCAUUUUCAACAAGAUGGCCGAAAACGAUCGACAGAAAGCCUUGCGGAACAAGGCGAUGGAAAUGCCGGAACCGACGCAGUGGGACAAUGAAGACUCGGAGAACACGACCGCCGUUGAAUUGAAAGAUCCUUUGGACUCUGUGCCAUGUACAGAGUCGGAAGACUCCGAGGGGUCGGAUGAAAACUAAUCUUGAUUAUCGUCAUUGUGAUUCCCGACCCGUUUUUUGAAAUUUAAUUACCGAGAAUUGAUUGUGUUUUUCUCUCAUGCCUGUUCUCUCUGUUGUUAUAACACAACAACUUCAAACUAUACAACUUCUAAACCAAAACAGUACUAAGGACAUAUUCAAUUGAUUGUGUAAUUAUCGACUGCCCUCAAUCGUAAAACAUAUCUCAUCUUAAAAAAAUAAAAAUGGUGAAUUUGACGGGUAAAUUUAAUAAAUAAAACUGAAGACU